Molecule: messenger RNA, 9134 nt
Organism: Hippoglossus stenolepis (Pacific halibut)
Lineage: Eukaryota; Metazoa; Chordata; Actinopteri; Pleuronectiformes; Pleuronectidae
Gene: cacna2d1a
Product: calcium channel, voltage-dependent, alpha 2/delta subunit 1a
Exons: 40
Coding region: 290-3535 (1081 amino acids)
Cellular component (GO): L-type voltage-gated calcium channel complex
Molecular function (GO): voltage-gated calcium channel activity
Source: RefSeq, a predicted model, not a curated record
CACUCACUCAACACACACACACACACACGCGCACUCACACGCUGCUGAAGCCAAAAAAAGCCCACUCCUCAACUCCACCGGUGGGGGUGGUGGGGGGAGGGAGAACACGGGCGGACGCACCAGAUGAGAUUUGUUUCCAAACGCGCACCGAUGGCGGUGUGAGGCGUUUGGCUGAGAAGUACGCACGGCGCGGUGGAACAGUGGAGCUUUAAUUUUGUUGUUGUUGUUGUUCGUCUUCUCCUCUCUGUGUGGAUUGUGUCUUGGAAGCGGGGACAUAAGGACAAAAGCUAUGGAUUACCCGGUCUGUCUACUUUUACUCUUGGCCACCGUGUCGUCGGUGUCCACAGGACAAUUCCCCACAGCGCACAUGGUAAAGGAAUGGGUCGACCAGAUGCAAAAUGAUUUGAUCAUGUUAACAGACACAUCCAGUGGCCUGCAGGACCUAAUACAGAUAUUUAAAACACACAAAGCUCACUUCAGCGUGGAAUCGAACAAUCCAGGGGAACUGGUGUCGACGGCCGCUGGGAACAUAGAGAAACUGCUGGCUAACCGCUCCCAAGCCCUAAAGCGGCUGGCAAGCGAAGCGGAGAAGUUUCAGAUGGAGCACCAGUGGCAGGGCGACAGCGAGAUCGACAAACUUAUUUACUACAACGCCAAAGAUGACCUGAAUCAGACGGAGAAGAAGAACCGCUACGUUCCAGAUGAUUUCCACGUCGACCCCGACUUCAAGCGCCUCGUCUCUUACAACACCACCGCUGUCCACAUCCCUACGGAUAUAUACGAGGGCUCCACCAUCAUAUUGAACGAGCUGAACUGGACAGAAGCCCUGGAGGAUGUUUUCCGGAAAAACAAAGAGGAGGAUCCCUCGCUCCUCUGGCAGGUGUUUGGUUCUGCCACCGGAUUGGCCCGCUACUUCCCAGCAUCUCCUUGGAUGGACCUGAGCAACUCGGCCAGUAAGAUCGACCUGUACGAUGUGCGCAGGCGACCGUGGUACAUUCAGGGGGCGGCGUCACCCAAGGACAUGCUGAUCUUGGUGGAUGCAAGCGGCAGCGUUUCAGGUCUCACCCUCAAACUCAUCCGAACGUCCGUGAACAAGAUGCUGGAGACCCUGUCUGACGACGACUACGUGAACGUGGUCUCUUUCAACGAAAAGGCCUCGCAUGCGGCGUGCUUCCAGAACCUGGUGCAGGCCAACGUCCGCAACAAGAUGAUGCUGAAGGAAGCCGUGCAGAACAUCAUCGCCAAGGGUAUCACCAACUACAAGGGCGGCUUCGAGCUGGCCUUCGAGCAGCUGGCGCAGCUGAACGUGUCGAGGGCGAACUGCAACAAGAUCAUCAUGCUCUUCACUGACGGAGGAGAGGAAAGGGCGGAGGAGAUAUUUAAGAAAUACAAUCCAAAGCAAGCGGUUCGAAUCUUCACGUUUUCAGUCGGUCAACACAACUAUGACAAAGGACCAAUACAGUGGAUGGCCUGUGCUAAUAAAGGUUAUUACUACGAGAUUCCCUCUAUAGGAGCCAUUAGGAUCAACACACAGGAGUACCUGGAUGUUCUGGGCAGACCCAUGGUGAAGGCUGACCGGAGGGCCAAGCAGGUUCAGUGGACCAACGUGUACCUGGACGCGCUGGAGCUCGGCCUGGUGAUCACUGGAACUCUGCCUGUCUUCAACAAGACCAACACAGGCUCGAAGAAAUCACAGAACCAGCUCAUCCUGGGGGUUAUGGCUAUUGAUGUCUCGCUGGAGGACAUCAAGAGACUCACGCCUCGGUUCACGUUUGGACCGAAUGGUUACUACUUUGCCAUCGACCCCAACGGAUACGUGCUGCUCCACCCUAAUCUCCAGCCGCUGACUGCCAAGUUCCAUGAACCUGUAACGCUGGACUUCCUGGACGCAGAGAUAGAGAACGAGAUGAAAGUGGAGAUGCGGAAAAAAAUGAUUGACGCACAAAAAGGGGAUUACACGAUGGCUACACUGGUGAAAUCCCAAGACGAGCGUUACAUCGACCAGAACCACAGGACUUACAGCUACGCACCAGUGAAGGGAACAGAUUACAGCCUGGCCCUGGUCCUCCCCGAGUACAGUAUGCAUUACAUCCGGGCCACGAUCGGUGACACAAUCACCCAGGCUAAAUCAUUUUUGGGGAAAAAUGUUUCUGAGAGCCUGCUCGCCGACAAGUUUGAUGAAUAUGGCUACACGUUCAUCGCUCCGAGGAUGUACUGUAAGGAUUUAAAACCACCCGACAAGAACACAAACAACACGGAGUUCCUGAUGGAGUUCAACAACUACAUCGACACAAAGACUCCAAACAACCCCAUGUGUAAUGUGGAGCUGGUGAACAGACUGCUCUUGGAUGCGGGCAUAACCUCAGAUCUGAUUAAGCUUUGGAAACAAAAUGAGCUGCCGCUCGGUGUCUCGGCCAGAUUUGUUGCCACUGAUGGGGGAAUCACGCGGGUCUACCCCAAAAGUGCUGGGCUGUACUGGACGGAAGAAGCAGAGACGUACGAGUCAAGUUUCUACAAGCGAACUUUGGACAAUGAUCUGUACAUCUUCACUCCAACACCCUACGCAGAUAAAGACAACACAAGUGACGACUCAGUGCUGGUGAGCAGAGCGGUGGAGAUCACUAUUGAUGGUAUCCCACUUAAACCAGCUGUGGCCGGCGUGAAGUUGGACAUCAGCGCCUGGAUGGCGAGGUUCAUCAACACCACGCAGAGGACGAAUUGCAACGAUGAGAUCUGUGGCUGUCAGAGAAAUGACGUGUACGUAGACUGCGUCAUUCUGGACGACGGGGGCUUCCUGGUGAUGUCCAAUCGAGAUGAAUACAUUGAUCAGAUCGGACGUUUCUUUGGCGUGAUCGACCCCGUCCUCAUGAGGAGCCUGAACGACUCCCUGUUCACCUACAAGCAGACCUACGACUACCAGUCGCUCUGUGACCCCAAGAAGGAGAGCAAGGCGGCUGCAGGCCUGCGAUCAGUCUACGUGCCCACAAUCGCAGAUAUUUUGAGUUUGGGGUGGUGGGCGACAGCUGCAGCCUGGUCGAUACUGCAGCAGAUACUGGUCAGCGUCACAUUCCCCAACUUCCUGGAUGCAGCUGAAUUGGAUGAUGACGUGUCAGAUGCCAUGCUGAAGGAGGUCUGCAUCACCAAGCAAACCCAGUUUUACUUUUUGAACAACAACGUGUCUUUCCGAGGCACAGUGGACUGUGAGAACUGCUCCAGGCUCUAUCACGCUGAAAAGCUGCCCAAGACUAACCUGGUCUUUAUCAUCGCUGAUGCGAAACUCACCUGCUCGUCCUGUGACGCCACCCUGAUGAAACAGGAUGAGGAGCCGUCUGAAGGUCCCGAUCCCUGUGAGCUGGCUCAGAGUCCCCGGUACAGGAAAGGGCCUGCAGUCUGUUUUGAUAACAACGAACACGAGGCGGAUCCAGACUGUGGCGGGGCAUCCAGCCUGAGUCCCCCGCUUUGGCUGAUGGCGUCUCUUCAGCUGGUACUGCUCUGGGUUCUGACCGGAUCCAGAAACCACGCUGUCCCGUCAUGACCUCUGAACGACCUCAUCGCACCCUCUAUCUCCCCCCCUUCAACUCUCCAACAUGGCAACCAGCAUGCGACGCUGCCACUGAAACGAUGAACGCCCGAUGAGAAGUAACUAACAAGCAAAAACCCGUGAGCCCUCACAUUCUUCCGGUUUCAGGGGUUUCUCAGUGAUUUCACCAGGUCCGAGGGUGCGAGCGACGAAAGAAAUGUGUAUCAGAUGAUCGGUUCGAACUAUAAGAAAGACCUUGACCUGCGGAUAUCCUUCAUCCCUUCAGUUGUCCCCCAGGGGAGAUUAGAGGAAUCCAGAGAUUCAUUUUGAUUGGCGACUUCCGAACUUUCUCUGACUUGAUGUCACUGAUGACGGAGAUUGGACUGCCUUACAGUAUCAGAGGGAGUGAAAUCCCAGUGGAAGGGACUUGCUGUUUAAUCGAUGAAGUUGAGCAGUUUUAUUCACCACUGCCAGAAUCAGUGCUGCCCUUUUGUGAGCGUACAAUUUAUUUAGAAUCGAUUUGCAGUGGGUAGUUAUUAGGUUUUUAUUGUUUUGUGGUUUCCAAUUUGGCUACGAUUGCAGUACGAGAUGCCAAAUUUUUACAUCAAGAGUUCUUGCUCUUCCGUUGGGUUGCCGAUAAUAUAAUGUCGUCUCUGUCUGAUUUUCAAAUAGCAACACCCAUGUUCACGAUGUCCCUGAGGCCUUCGCCUGCUGUUCUUUCAUGUAGAUACUGUAUUUGCAGUGUGGAAAUCAUCUUCAUUGUUAUGUUUUAUGCACAGAAACAACCCGUCAACUGCCACAGAGCUCCUGCUUCUGAGUGUAUGGAUUCGAUUAUUUAAUUUUUUUUUUACAGCUGAACACCUAAACGUCGAUCAGGAGUUGUAACUGUCUGUGGAUUUUUCCUCCUCGGUGUCGGAUCGCUCCGGUGAAAACCUUGUUGCCAUAGCGCGCAUUAACCAAUCAGGAUGAGCCUGGCUGGUGUCAGUGGACAGAAUCUCUAGUGCCAUGUGGACUGCGUGACUCAGACUAACCCUUUAGCUACUAAAUGGAGAGAAGUGUAGUAUUUUUAUUUAUUUCACUAUUUAUUUUAUUUGAAUGAAGCAUUGAGACAGCAUGCUACCAUUUGUUUUAUCGCCACCACGAAAGAAAAAAGAAUGAACGGUGAUAGAGGAGUUUGUACUUGACCUUUUGUUCAACAGAAAAACAGGAAAUCCGUACGUUUGUAUUCACUGCUGUCACUUUUAAAUUAAAUGACUACUAUCUGCACUGCAAUUCAAAGUGCAGCUGUUAUUUGUCUUUACAGUUGGGUCGUCUGGCUGAAGAUCAGCCUCCAUCUCUGUGUAGCAGUGAGAUUCCCUCUUGCAGUUUGUCAUCCUGUUGGCACCAAGUGGAAAUCACUAUGCACCUGCAUUCAUGCCUAUGAUCCUUUCUAUUGCUUUUAAAUGUACGUUCAAUCCACUUCAUUUUGUGUGUCUUUUUACAUACAACAUACCUAAUUUAAGCAACACAAUUUUCAUAUGAUUUACCGCAGAUUGUUUUAGUUUAACAGUUGGAAUAAUUUAAACUAGAAUGACACUCAGGAGAGUCCAACAGUCCCCUUGAAUUCAAUCAGGCCUUGAAGCCAAACACCAACGUAACAGUGCACCAAAUUUAACACACUCAUAGAGAUCAGUGCCCAAAAUAUCCAAGUUUUCUCACAGAGUUGGGAAAUCAGUGUUGAUGUCAAAAUAUUUGAGCGUGAGAAGAAUGAAAUACAUACUUGUCCGGAUUCACGCCAAAAUUGUACAGGUUCUUGGCUCAUGUCCCGUCCUUCCAACACAUUCGUUGUGUAACUUGCACGAUUGUGAAAAUCUAAAAAAAAUACACCACCUCUCUGGUUUUAACAGAGGUGUACCCCAACAGUAGAUGACCCCAACAGUACAUUUUGCCACAAGGAUGCACACACAGACUCACAAGGUGAAACAAAACCCCAGAAAGAUAUUGAAAAAGCACUUAUCAGCCAAACGACUGCAGCAGACAGCAAAUCUGCAACAGGUUACACAGGACCAACACUGGGCUCUGGAAGCAGUUAAAUAUCGUGUGCUUCACUAAAAACGUCAGUAAAGAUAAAGCAAAAGAAAUUAAUUCAUUUCAUAACGAACAUAGAAAUCCAUUGUAUUUGGAUUUGUUCAGGGUGAGAAAAACACAUCAAUUCAACAGGAAAUAUUGUGAAGGGAAGAACAGUUGAAAGCUGUGGUUACAAACAAGCUUUAAAUCCCUGAAAUAAAACUGUCACUUUUAUUUAGGCCAGCUGCAUUUGGUGGUUUGUUUGGUCGCUGUUGACAAGUAAUUCCACAAUUUUUAACAUCCUGCUGUGUCAGUCGGUUCACGAGAAGAUCUGACAAUCACAGGUUUUCAUGAAUGCCUCAUUAGUUGAGAAUGCAUGCAGACACCUGCCAGAAGAGAAACAACUAUGUUUCUGUUGAGUGAUAUCAGUUAGUUGAAGGAUUCGCUCCGUGUUUGCCCCUAAAUUCCCCAGAUAGCGCCUCAGCUCACUGUCAAAAAAACAAGGUUUCAUUUUUGGGGGAGACGCUGUGUACAUAACACCACUAAAACCAAACUGGGAUCUUUUAGAAGUGCAAAAUUCGGCAGUCGACACGUGUUUGCAGGAAACCACUAAUUCUGUGGGAAAGUGUGCACCACAUAACCACUCUCACUUUUAUUUUUUUAAUUUCACGUAUUCCUCCAGGUCAGAUUAGGGAAUGCUCGCUUUGUCUUUUUUUGUCGCUUUGCUUCAUCACCAUCAUUAAACCAUCAUCAUCAUCAUCAUCAUAACUUUCCAACUGGUCUGAGGUGAACAUUUUACUUGCGAUGUUUCCAUCCAUCUUUAACUAUAACUUUACAACUAGAACAACGUGGUGAAACUUAACAAUGCUAUUUAACAUUUACUAACACUCAAGAAUAUCAAGUGCCAUAUAGGACUCUUAUUCUCUUGUGGAGAAACCUAUUAUUCUAAUAUAACAUUUAUGCAACGUUACCAAGGCAAGAUGUACGUCUCAUGAAUUGUUUCCCUGUGAUUGCAUGGUUGUGGCUGACAGUUUGUUUUAGAAAAAUAUCCAGUGUGCUCCUGCUUCAGUGUGUAAUGCUGGGAAGCAUAAUAUCCUGGGUGUCCGGCAUUUAUUCACGAUAUGAUAAGGUACGAUCAGCUAUUACUGCCUUUCUCUUGGGGGGACAGCAUUUGGCUCCGCCCCGGUCUGAUUCGAUCUGGGAGAGGGAACCUGAUUGGCCAGUGUCAGGUUUGAAUGCACUAUUCGUGAUCUGAUUGGUUCAAGUCACGCAUGAUUCACUGUGAUUACGGGACCGUUCCAGUGACUGAGCAAGUUUUAUCUAUAGACUGUAAAUAAAGAUGGUCGCUUCUCCGAUUCCUCCCAAAUAUGCGGGAUGUGACUUCUGCUAAUGGCUGAUAGCUAAUUACCACUAAACCUUCAAGUAAAAUAAACACUGAACAUACAUAAGUGUGUAAAGUGCUGCCUAAAAGGAUAAUUUAUCAUUUACUUUGACUUUUCAGUUUCGUCCAUCCCAUCCUCUAACAUGGAGGAGUAGAAAUUUAUGAGCUAUACUGCAAACAGCCACCAGGGGACGAUCAAGAGACUUUGAUCUUCACAUUCGGGGAGCUGUCAUGCCAUCCAUCUUUAUAUGCAGUCUAUGGUUUUAUAUCAUUAACUACAAAUCAUGUAUACUUUACACUUCCUUGUUGAAGUGUAUAACUGCUAGCAUAAACACGUUACCACUGUAAUUGUGAGCAUGCUGCACGCUAAUAUAAGCAUUUAGCUCAGAGCUACAGCUACAGCUAGCAGCAUUGUGGCUGAAAAUCUGAAUUGAUUUGUUAUCAUUUGUUUUUGUCGAGUUUUAUUGGUGUUGAAAGGCGACGCGGUGCAGAAUAAUCAAAUCAAUCUGCACUUGAAUUGAAUGCAAUGUGGAUCAAUGCAGAUCUGAUGAAAAGUUUUAGAAAUGACUUAAAUGAGUGUAGGGUGGCAUCUGCCUGAAACGCACAAAAAAGAAAAAGGACAUCCAAAGAUCGCAAAGUAUCCAUGAACUGUAGUUAUUAAGCUAUAACGUGUAAAAACUAGCUUGGUCCUUUUUAAACUCCACCUUCAAAUGCUCCAGGUGGAUUUCCUUUCAGAAAUGCAUAGAAAACACUGGAGGAUGAACACGAGCUUCACAACCAUCCAAAUGUUCCAUUCAACUCUUUAAGUGCUAAAAUCAGAUGCUGUCACCUCAGGAAUAAUAUACUCUCAAUGUGAUAUGAAGUCUUUUUGAUUCUGUUGGUGCUCUCUGUAUGGAUCGUGUGGAUUGGCCUUUUUAUUUCUGGAAUCUUGAGGAUUGCUUAACGUGUGGUUUUGUGUGCGUGUGUGUGUGCGUGUGUGUGUGUGUGUGUGUGUCUGUUACCUUGCUGCCACUCUCUGGCAGACGGCUGGCGGAUCGGUCAGGCAGGCUUUCCCUGUCUUCGGUUUUAAGGCAGGCUACUGAUGGAGGCGUCCGCCAAGUCGUUCCUCACCAGACUCCGGCUACAUCCACAUGUUUUAGUUUUAAAAAGGCGUUUGAAAACUAAAACCACUUUGGCUCAAAUUAGCGUUUUAGAUCUGUAAUCUCUGUCCAUAACCAGCCCCUGAGUAACAUGGAAGCCCAAAUGAGAAUACAGCAGUAAAAUGUUCACAGCAAGCGGGCGUGUUAAUAACGUGCAACGGACACAAUAGUGAAAGAAAACAAAUAAGUCAGGAUGGAAGGGAGGUUCCAUGCUCACUGAAGAUGAUGACAAGUUGAAAGACAAUCGGAUAUGGGCCGACGCCGAUGUGCUAUAAACAAAAACCUGUGAUUUCUGCAGUGGAAUUUAUGUGUCAUAUUCUGCCACAUGCAUUAUCUACCCAGGUGCCACCCCUCGCCUGAAGGCUCCAGAUGUGUUCCUGUUGUUGUGAACGCGUCUGACUCAGACAAUCACCUGCUUCAGUCUUCCGGUGAGACAGGCCAACUCCUGACAUUAUCAAGAGUCUAAGAAUUGCUUGAAACAAAAUACUAAGGACGGGAAACAUCGAUGGUGAAAUGUAAGAGCAGGGUUUUUCUUUUCUUGGACCGACGACAAAGUGGAACUGUAACCGAGCGUAAGCGUUGGAAACAUUCUGUAUUCACCGCUCGUAGUCGAUUUGUGACUGAUGAGAGUCAAUCAGGAAAUAAAUGUGGGUGACUGCAUCAUCGUUUCAAAGUUCAACAUCGACUAAAAUGCAGCCCCGGGGCCAGCAGCGUUUUCCAAAGCGUUUAGAGAGUAAUGGUGUAAACGCAGUGGAAGUGAUACGUUUUAAAAGUAAAACAUACUAGUGUGGAUGUAGCCUCAGCGUCUGGUGAGAGACGGCUUGUAAGGCCUCGCUGUCAGUCUCCCUCGAUUGUGCUUUAAUAUAUUACACUUCUGUGGAACUCGAUUCUCCAGAAUCAGUCGUGUAAAAAUUUGUACAAAAACUGAUGUUGUUCUCUUCAAAAGGAAAAAAGGAACAAUGUUUAUAAUCCUGGGGAGGGAGGGAAGAUGUGUUUAUUCAUGUGCAAAUAAGAUGUAAAACUUCCGAAUAAAAGUUUAUGAUUAUUA